This is a messenger RNA of Aspergillus oryzae RIB40, 1116 nucleotides long. RefSeq lists its product as uncharacterized. The record is from RefSeq and is a predicted model, not a curated record. NCBI's taxonomy places the organism in Eukaryota, Fungi, Ascomycota, Eurotiomycetes, Eurotiales, Aspergillaceae. Gene Ontology annotation, biological process: transmembrane transport. Gene Ontology annotation, molecular function: transmembrane transporter activity.
AUGGCUGUUGAGAAUGCCAUACCGACAACGAGCAGCACCGAUGCCCAAGCCCUCCCAGACGAGCCGAAGCCUGCCAAAAAGGGCUAUGGAUGGCGGUUCUGGGCCAUCUUCCCCGGUCUAUGCGUCGGGGGCUUGCUGAGUGCUCUUGACACAACCAUCCUUUCCACUGUCCUGCCCACCAUAUCCCACAACCUAGACUCCCAAACCGCCGUUCAGCCUUUAUACGGCCAAGUUGCCAAUAUCUUUGGCCGCCGAUGGCCGACCAUCCUCUCCGUGGCUCUCUUCGCCUUGGGAAGUGGUCUCGGCGGUGGCGCAUCGAGUACGGAGAUGCUCAUUGCGGCCCGAGUCAUCCAGGGUCUCGGCGGUGGCGGAAUCAACGUGAGAUCAUUGUUGCCAACCUGGUGCCUCCCCGUCUACUUCCAAUUGGUCCUCGAAGCCACGCCCAAGAAAUCCGGCAUUGACCUAUUCGCCUCCUUCAUCCCCAUGGUCCCCGGCGCCAUCGUCGGCGGAGUCCUCAUCACCGUCACAGGCAAAGACAAGCCGCUCCUCGUCGCCGGGUUCAUCCUCAUGGCCGUCGGAAUGGGCCUGUUCACCAUGCUCGAUGACCGCACCAACACCGUCCGCUGGGUCAUCUACCAAGUGAUACUAGCUCUUGGCUCUGUCAUUUCCCUCAUCGCCACACUUCCCGCUGUUCUGGCCAGUUUGCCCGAGUCCGAUGUCGCGACUGCUACGGCUACCUGGGCGUUUCUGCGUAGUUUUGGUUCCAUUUGGUGUGUUUCGAUUCCCUCGGCGGUUUUUAAUUCGAGGUUUACGGACCUCGUGGGUCGUAUUGCUAGUCCACAGUUGCGGGGCGUUCUUUUGGGUGGUGGUGCGUAUCAACUUGCUACUAAAGCUUUUAUGGAAUCGCUGGAUGAUACGCCUGUGGUUAAGGCGCAGGUGGUGAGCGUGUAUGUGGAUAGCUUGAAGCUUGUGUGGCAGGUUGGCAUUGCUUUUGCUGCGCUUGGGGUGCCUUUGUCUUUGCUGAUUCGGAGUCUUGCGUUACGCGAUGAGUUGAAUGCCGAGUUUGGGCUUGAGGAGACAAGGACAGAGAAUGUCGAGGAGGUUAGGGUGCAGUGA